AUGGGUGUUUGUGAUAUGUCUACCGAUUCUCAAACCUCCAACGAAGCCUCAGAAGUUUCAUUAAAUUUAGAAGAAAAAGAAACUCCUUCAAAAUUUUUAAGAGAAGAUAACCCAAUUCCUCUAAUACCUAAUACAAUUCCGAAAAGGAAACAACAUGCUUUAGAACUGACGUCUCCUGAAAAUCGGGUUAAAAGACGAGUAUUCUCAGAGAAAAAAAAACAAGCUCAAGAUAAAAAAGACAAACGAAAAAAGCCGAGCGAAAAUGAGAAAAAAAUUAGGAGGAAAGCCUGCGUUAAACAAGUUAAAAGAAAACAAAAUGUAUCAAGUUCGUCUUCGUCGGAAACUGAACCACAUUUUAGCUCCUCUGAAGACUUAUCUGAUGACACUGAUGAUUACUGCCUUGAAUGUCGCGAAUACUACUACACCACCAAAUCUAAGGUUGACUGGAUUCAAUGUGAAGCAUGUAGUAAAUGGUUACAUGAAACCUGCACGAACCACACAAACAUGUGUAAUCUUUGUGCCACGAAAAAACGUUAA
Messenger RNA from Acanthoscelides obtectus, 537 nucleotides. The record is from the annotation of a GenBank genome assembly. NCBI's taxonomy places the organism in Eukaryota, Metazoa, Arthropoda, Insecta, Coleoptera, Chrysomelidae.